UUUAAUUCCCUCACUACUUUUUUUUUUUCACCCUCCUUCGAUGUGCCCCGUUAUUAGCGUUUGUCUGAGGCGCUCAUUUCCGCACCUGCCACGGUAGAGACCAGGCGAAGGCGAAGUCGAGGAGGAGACAAGGACAUUGCGAGAGCCGGGGAGAGGCACACGGUAGAGACGGGCAGAAGCGGCGACUCGACUGAGAUCUUUAAAGGACACACACACACAAAAUGCUGCUGUGGACCAGAAUCGCAUUGGCCGCUGUCAUCUGCUUGUCCUUGGUGUCCUCGGGGAUGGGAUGCGGGCCGGGCAGGGGCUACGGCCGGAGAAGGCACCCGAAGAAGCUGACACCUCUCGCGUACAAGCAGUUCAUCCCCAACGUGGCGGAGAAGACCCUCGGGGCAAGCGGCAGAUACGAAGGCAAGAUCACGAGAAACUCCGAGCGAUUUAAAGAGCUGACUCCCAAUUAUAACACAGACAUCAUAUUCAAGGAUGAGGAGAACACCGGCGCCGACAGGCUCAUGACUCAGAGAUGUAAAGACAAGCUGAACUCGCUGGCCAUCUCGGUGAUGAACCAGUGGCCCGGGGUGAAGCUGCGGGUCACCGAGGGCUGGGACGAGGACGGCCACCACUUCGAGGAGUCUCUCCACUACGAGGGCCGGGCCGUGGACAUCACCACCUCGGACAGGGACAAGAGCAAGUACGGCACUCUGUCCAGGCUGGCGGUGGAAGCCGGAUUUGACUGGGUCUAUUAUGAGUCCAAAGCCCACAUCCACUGCUCUGUGAAAGCAGAGAACUCAGUGGCAGCGAAGUCAGGUGGCUGCUUCCCGGGCUCCUCCACCGUCACCCUGCAGGACGGAACCACGAAGCCGGUUAAAGCCCUGCAGACCGGCGACAGGGUGCUGGCGGCGGACGCGCACGGACAACCGGUCUACACCGACUUCAUCAUGUUCAUAGACCAAGACUCGACGACCCGGAGGCUCUUCUACGUCAUCGAAACCGACUCGGGCCAGAAAAUCGCCCUCACCGCCGCGCACCUCCUCUUCGUCGGCCAGGGCAACUCCACGGAGCGCGCGCACAGGCGGAUGUCGGCGGUGUUCGCCAGCCAAGUGCGACCCGGACACACGGUGUUCGUGCUCGACGCAGAGCGACUCCGGCCGGUGACCGUAACACGGAUUUACACGCAGGAGCACGAGGGCUCGUUUGCGCCGGUGACCGCGCAGGGAACCGUGGUGGUGGACCAGGUGCUUGCGUCCUGUUACGCAGUGAUCCAAGACCACGAGCUGGCGCACUGGGCCCUGGCACCGGUCCGGCUCGCCCACUGGGUGUCCUCGUUGCUUUUCAGCUCCCAGCCUCAGGCCAGUGCGCAGACGGACGGGGUGCACUGGUACUCCAAGGUCCUUUAUCAAUUAGGAACAUGGCUCUUGGACAGCCACUCGAUCCAUCCACUUGGGAUGUCAGUUUAUCCGAGUUGAACCUCCACCACAGGAGCCGAGUGGGACUCAGAUGUAGGACGCACGAACUAUUCAGUAGAUUAAAAAGUUAAAACAAAUAAUUAUUAUUAUAAAAAACAACAACAACAAACGAACAAACAAGACAAACAAGACAAAAAGGCCCCAGCGGAGUUGGGAUAUUUAUUUCAGUGACUUCUCCAAGACGUGUCCCCUUUCAAAGAAUGAAUGGAGCCUUAAAAAGUUUCUCUUUGAAUAAUUUAUUCUCAUGUGAACUCGCUGCUGUCUCACAAAUGGAUUCUGAAACGGUGUGAGCGGCGCAUUGUGCAUAAUCUAUUUUUGUAUAUCUCAAAUGCAAAACAGAAAAAAAAGUGAAAAGACAGGAAAAAAAACAAAAAAUGAAGAACAAAAAAAAAGUAAAAAUACGGAAAAAGAGAGAAACAGCGCAAAGAGAAAGAAGAACCAUGUAGAAAGGAGCUAACGUUGACAGGUUGUAAUGUUCAUAUUGUGCAUUGAUGUGCAACUGACUGUUAUAUUUCGGGGGAGAACAAACUUCGCGGGGUUCCAUAAAUUAUAUUUUUUAUACACAGAAUUGUAAAUUAGAUUUUGACAGAUCGCUACCGAAUCACAUUUCGUUAUUUGAAAUAGUGUAAGAUAUGAGAAUAUAUUUUAAUUUAAAUACAGUAGUUGGGGGAAAAGUAUUGGAAAAAAAAUCUUGUACUGCUUUGGUUCAUUGAGAUUUUUAUUCUUUUGGAGAAACUGUUGGUUUAAGUUGUCGGAGAGGGACAGAUAUUCUGCCUCGUGUCUGCAUUCUCUUGCAUUUUUCUUUUGUGUGUGUUUUCUAUUUUUAUUUUUGUCCUCCCUGUUUUCCUCUGAGAAAAAUAUUAAAAUGCAGAUCCUGACAAUUCCGUGACAGUUAAAGUAGAACCGAGACGGUUUCGUUGAAUAAAUUAAUAAGUAACUCCUGUAAAUGUACUAAAAAUGUAUUUUUCUUUUCAUAUUUUGUAAUAGGGAAAUAGUUUUAUAGAAAUGACCUGCGGCAGAUGCACAGUUUGGAUAGUCUAUAUAUAUAUAGCCAGACCAUACCAGUUAACUUUCAUAACAGGGCGAUGUGUCAAAAAAUGUCUAGAGUUUAUUAUUUAUAUGUUUAUUACAAAAUGAGA
Platichthys flesus (European flounder) is the source of this 2605-nucleotide messenger RNA. RefSeq names its product sonic hedgehog signaling molecule a (gene shha). Gene Ontology annotation, molecular function: patched binding; calcium ion binding. NCBI's taxonomy places the organism in Eukaryota, Metazoa, Chordata, Actinopteri, Pleuronectiformes, Pleuronectidae. The transcript has 3 exons. Gene Ontology annotation, biological process: smoothened signaling pathway; multicellular organism development; protein autoprocessing. Bases 222 to 1466 code for a protein of 414 amino acids. The record is from RefSeq and is a predicted model, not a curated record.